Molecule: messenger RNA, 3695 nt
Organism: Anneissia japonica
Lineage: Eukaryota; Metazoa; Echinodermata; Crinoidea; Comatulida; Comatulidae
Product: speract receptor-like
Exons: 22
Coding region: 1-3306 (1101 amino acids)
Biological process (GO): intracellular signal transduction; receptor guanylyl cyclase signaling pathway; cGMP biosynthetic process
Molecular function (GO): protein kinase activity; guanylate cyclase activity; peptide receptor activity
Source: RefSeq, a predicted model, not a curated record
AUGUCUACUAGUACACUUAUUGUCGUGUGUAUUAUCAACGCAUAUAUUUUAAAUAUAUGUGAGGCAACUAACUACACAAUCGGCUUCAUGAUUGCUUUUUCUGAUCCAGCUGAUUCAGCAACUCUUCCCGGAGAUCCUAUUGCAGGAGCGCUGCCGCUUGCUUUCGAGCAUAUUAAUGCAGGGGGAGUUUUGCCAAAUGGCGACUUUGUUGAAUGGCAAUUCAUUGAUACACAGUGUGACGUAUCUAUUGGGCUAGAAGCUAUUGCAGACCUUUGGAAAAAUAAUGCUGUUGGAGUUGUCGGACCAGGCUGCUCUUGUGACUACGAAGCUAGGCUCACUUCUGCUCUGGAACUUCCAAUGUUGGGUUAUGGUUGUGACGAUCAGAAAGUUUCUGACAAGGAAUUGUAUCCGUACUACGCCCGUGUUUUGCCGUCUAGCAGAGAUAUUGCGUACACUCUAUUGGAGACAGUAAGAAUGUGGAAUUGGGAAAGGGUGUCUUUUAUUGUUACCAACGACACGAAAUGGAUGUAUACUUACAAUUUUGUGAAAGAGUUAUUUGAAGAUAUGAACAUCGAAACCAACCACGAAAUAUUUAUAGAACCUGGAUAUGACCCAUACGUGAAAGUCUUUAUGUACUACGAGACGAACCUACCAACUGAUGAUAACGAUUGUUAUUUAGGGGAGAGAAAUGGAAUGGAACUGUACUUCUGCUACGAAAAGAAUCCGUUUGAUGAUAUCAUUGCUGCGACACGAAACACAACUCGAAUUUAUGUUUUCCUUGGUGAGUAUCUCACGCUACGUCGUUUUGGUAUACAAGCACUCCUUAAUGGCUUAUUCGAUAAAGGUGAAUACGCAAUUGUUGGAGGGAUUAUGGAUUUCAUGGACAGAAGGACGCAGGAAUAUCAUUAUAUCGUAGUAAAUGGUUGGUAUAUUGACGAUGACCAAGUAGACCUAGCAGCUGAAGCACUUGAUAGUAUUUUAUUAGUGGCGCCACGAGGCCCCAAAUACGACUUACCGUACGAUAUGUUCACCACCUAUUCGUCAGCGCUGGUUCGACAAUUUGGAGGCGUUGGAAAUCCAAACCACUGGACUACCAUCGGAUCCUAUUUGUACGAUGCAGGAAUUAUCAUGGGUAAUGUUCUUGGUGAGAUUCUAGCCGCUGGAGAGGAUCCUCACGUUGGAUCAAAUUUCAUGACCAAACUUUUUGACAGGACUUACCAAAGUAUAAUGAAUUUUGAGGCAAAAAUUGAUGUCAACGGAAACGGAGAGUGUGACUUUGAACUUAGAGAUUGGAAUAUUAUCAGCUACGACGACGGCAUGGCUGUGGUUGGGGAUUUUGGAUAUGUUUCAAUGGGCAUUUUUAAAGAAGUUGUUGAUGGUGUAUGGGAGUACCAGUCUUUCAACGAUUCCUUAUCCUUCAGAUGGCCGGUUCGAGGUGAACCUCCGCUGGAUAGGCCUCCCUGUGGCUACCAUGGCGAAUUGUGUUUGACUACAAAGGUAAAGCUGUAUCUGGGAACCUGUAUUCCUGCAGCAUUCGUGUUUAUUGCAUUGGUUUUGGCGUACUACUACUACAGGAAGAAGAAGUAUGAGACCGAAUUAGAUAGUUUAGUUUGGAAGGUAAACUGGGACGACUUGCAGACUAAGGGAGACGAAGUAAACAAGCAAGGAUUUUCAAUGAAGAGUAUGGUAAUGAGCACCAUUUCAGUAAUAACCAAUCAGGAACAGCAGCAGAUAUUUACGAAGAUUGGAACUUACAAGGGAAAUAUUUGCGCAAUAAAAGCUGUAAAUAAGCAUACCGUUGAGUUGACAAGGGAAGUCAGGAAAGAACUUAAAAAUAUGAGAGAUGUGCGCCAUGACAACGUGUGUCCCUUCAUCGGAGCAUGCGUCGAUAGCCCUCAUAUUUGCAUCCUGAUGCAAUACGCUCCAAAAGGCAGUCUACAGGAUAUCCUUGAAAACGAUGACAUAAAACUUGACACUAUGUUCCUUGCAUCACUGAUUGCCGAUCUGGUGAAAGGAAUUAUAUACAUACACAGCAGUGCCAUUAGAUCUCAUGGCCAUCUGAAAUCAUCCAAUUGUGUCGUUGACAAUCGAUGGGUUCUCCAGAUCACGGACUACGGACUGCAUGCAUUCAAGAGAGGUGCCAUGGAAGAUCCUGAUCUCAGUGAUCAUGCCAGGCUAAGAAAUCUUUUAUGGCGAGCACCUGAACAUCUGAGGCAAGGAAAAGAUAUGCCGCCCCAAGGAACACCGAAAGGCGACGUAUACUCAUUUUCGAUUCUUUUACAGGAGAUUUAUGCAAGAGCCGAACCAUACCAUCUAAAUGAAGACAGCUUAGAUGACAUAAUACAGAAAGUUACGGCAUCGCUUGACCCUCCCUACCGACCCGAUAUCAGUGAUUGUAAUGAAACGGCACCCGAGUGCAUUCUGACGGUGAUUCGCAGUGCCUGGCAGGAAGUCCCAGAAGACAGGCCUAACUUCCUUGAAAUCAGAGAGCUUCUGAAACCACUACAGAAAGGGCUGAAACCAAACAUUUUGGACAACAUGAUAGCCAUCAUGGAGAGAUAUACUAACAACUUAGAAGAGUUGGUAGAUGAGCGCACACAGGAACUGCGCAAAGAGAAAGCAAAGACAGAGCAGCUGCUUCAUCGAAUGCUGCCACCGUCCAUUGCUUCGCAACUGAUCAAAGGCAUAUCUGUGUUGCCAGAGUCCUUCGAAAUGGUUUCCAUCUUUUUCUCCGACAUUGUCGGGUUCACUGCACUGUCUGCUGCUAGCACGCCAAUCCAAGUUGUUAACAUGUUAAACGACCUGUAUACUUGCUUUGACGCCAUCAUCGCCAACUACGAUGUGUAUAAAGUGGAAACAAUCGGAGACGCUUACAUGCUGGUGUCGGGUCUACCGGUUCGCAAUGGCGACCGUCAUGCCGGUCAGAUUGCCUCCACAGCAUGGCAUCUUCUGGAGUCAAUAUCGUCAUUCAGAGUCCGCCACAAACCUGAUGAGGUUCUGAAGCUCAGAAUUGGUAUUCACUCAGGUUCAUGUGUUGCUGGAGUUGUUGGUUUGACUAUGCCUCGUUACUGUCUUUUUGGAGAUACCGUCAACACAGCAUCUCGUAUGGAGUCUAACGGCCUACCGUUAAAGAUUCACGUUAGCCCAGAAUGUCAAAAAGUGCUUGUUAAACUUGGCGGAUACGAACUCGAGGAACGUGGUUUGGUUGCUAUGAAGGGCAAAGGUGAAAUAAUGACGUACUGGAUGGUAGGACAAAACCCAGAAUACAAAAUCGAGCGAAUAAAACCCCCAAAACAAGACAUUUAGGUCCAUUAACAACGAUGAGGUUUCACCAAAUAUAUGAUUAGCUUCUUAGUAACUAUAUGAAUUUACAGAGCAAUGUUGUUUUUUUUUUGUGUUAAUUUUAAUGGUGUAAUUAAAAAGCAAUACUGUACAUACUAAUUAAAUGAACCCAUUAACCAGUGAUGGUCACUCAAGUUAUGUGCGUAAUCGUAAAUAUCGUGAUGUACAUCGUGAGUUACUCUAAGUGCAUUAUUUAUUGGCUCCUUCAAAAUUGAAAUGUUUUAUAUAGGUUUUGUGUUUCUGACGCAGUUAGUCUUUUGUUCUUAACAAGUUUCAUCUAAAUUGUCAUGUUGAAUGUUUUCGUGUUUUGAUGAGAUUUCGAAUUACAGUACUGUAGUACAACUGUACCUUUA